AUGAAGCUGGCAUACCUUCUCCUUGGCCCCAUGGCCCUCCUCCUCCUGGCUGGCUGCUGCUGUGUUCUCAGCACCACCAGCGGGAACCUGCACACCUUCGUGGGCUGUGCCGUGAGGGAGUUCACCUUCCUGGCCAAGAAGCCAGGCUGCAGGGGCCUUCGGAUCACCACUGAUGCCUGCUGGGGCCGCUGUGAGACCUGGGAGAAGCCCAUUCUGGAGCCCCCCUACAUCGAAGCCCACCAUCGAGUUUGUACCUACAACGAGACCAAACAGGUGACCGUCAAGCUGCCCAACUGUGCCCCCGGAGUCGACCCUUUCUACACCUACCCCGUGGCUGUCCGCUGUGACUGCGGGGCUUGCUCCACGGCCACCACUGAGUGUGAGACCAUCUGA
This is a messenger RNA of Phyllostomus hastatus (greater spear-nosed bat), 393 nucleotides long. RefSeq names its product glycoprotein hormone subunit beta 5 (gene GPHB5). Lineage: Eukaryota; Metazoa; Chordata; Mammalia; Chiroptera; Phyllostomidae. The transcript is spliced from 2 exons. The record is from RefSeq and is a predicted model, not a curated record. Gene Ontology annotation, biological process: G protein-coupled receptor signaling pathway; regulation of thyroid hormone receptor signaling pathway. Gene Ontology annotation, cellular component: extracellular region; cytoplasm. Gene Ontology annotation, molecular function: hormone activity. Bases 1 to 393 code for a protein of 130 amino acids.